UGGUGACCGCAAAAAUGGUCUUCCAAUGGAAUCUGCAGGCUUCACAGCUCAGGUGAUUAUCCUGAACCAUCCUGGUCAGAUCAGUGCUGGUUAUGCACCUGUGCUGGAUUGCCACACCGCCCACAUUGCUUUCAAGUUCUCUGAGCUGAAAGAGAAGGUUGACCGUCGUUCUGGGAAAAAGCUGGAAGAUGGCCCCAAGUUCUUGAAAUCUGGUAAUGCUGCCAUCGUUAAUAUGGUGCCUGGCAAGACCAUGUGUGUUGAGAAUUUCUCUGACUACCCUCCUCUGGGUCGUUUUGCUAUUCAUGAUAUGAGGCAGACUGUUGCUGUGGGUGUCAUCAAAGCAGUGGACAAGAAGGCAAAUGGAGCUGGCAAGGUUACCAAGUCUGUCCAGAAGGCUCAGAAGGCUAAAUGAAUAUUAUCCCCAGUACCUGCCACCCCAGUCUUAAUCAGAGGUGGAAGAACUGUCUCAGAAAUGUUUGUCUCAAUUGGCCAUUGAAGUUUAAUAGUAAAAGACUGGUUAA
Molecule: messenger RNA, 521 nt
Organism: Sorex fumeus (smoky shrew)
Lineage: Eukaryota; Metazoa; Chordata; Mammalia; Eulipotyphla; Soricidae
Product: elongation factor 1-alpha 1-like
Exons: 1
Coding region: 26-412 (128 amino acids)
Source: RefSeq, a predicted model, not a curated record